AUGGAUGAUAGUCUAUGUGGAAAAUUUGUUGUUUUGAGGACGUAUUUACCCGAUGAAUUAGGCAAAAAUGGAACACUCGAUUUUGGUGAUAAUACGAAUUUUGUGCAAUACUGCCCUGAGAAAGAUUCAGGAGGAAAUGAAUGCAAUAAUAAUCUAGAUAAAAUUACGGCUGGAUUUUUAUGGUUGCUUGAACAAUGUUAUCAUGCAUUAAAACAUAAAACUCAUCGUACAAAUAGUAUUAAUGCAUUUUUUAUAUAUAUUAUUUCAUGGUUUAGUUACAAAUUAAAGCAACUCAAAUGGGAGGAAUUCACCACAAUAAACGAAUUUUAUAAUAAAAAUGUAAAAGAUAGUAAUAAAUAUAAAAAAUUUAUAAGUCAUGCUUAUACAUUUGGAGAGCUUAAGGAAUUCAUGGAUGAACGAAAUGAUUUGCUGAAUAUUAAUAUUGAAGAUCUGUCUAAAUUUUAUGAUGCAUUCAAUUUAAUAUGUAAUAUGUAUGAUAAUUUUGCAACGAAUACAGAUAAAAAGACACUGUUAAAUGAUGCUAAUGAAUUUGUUAAAAAAUUUCAAGAACUUAAUGGAAAUUCUAAUAAUACUGAUGGAAGUUCAUAUAGACAAAUAAUGUCUUCUUUAUCAAUUGAUUAUAGUAAUUUAAAUAAUAAAUGUACUAGUAAUGGUGUUAAUUGUAAAGAUUUUCAAUCCUUUCCAGAUAUAACAACAAACUUUUCUGCACUAACAUCGGGAGAUACAUCAGGUUCGUCGAUAGGAAAGAGAUUAUUUACAGUUUUAUCGAUAUUUGGUGCAAUAGCAUUUUUUUUAGGAAUUUCUUAUAAGUAUUCAUUAUUUGGAUUUCGGAAACGAGUUCAAAAACAAAAAUUAAGAGAAAAAAUAAAAAAUAUAAAGAAGAAAAUAAAUCGUUAA
Molecule: messenger RNA, 918 nt
Organism: Plasmodium yoelii
Lineage: Eukaryota; Apicomplexa; Aconoidasida; Haemosporida; Plasmodiidae
Exons: 3
Coding region: 1-918 (305 amino acids)
Source: RefSeq, a predicted model, not a curated record